Molecule: messenger RNA, 909 nt
Organism: Puma concolor (puma)
Lineage: Eukaryota; Metazoa; Chordata; Mammalia; Carnivora; Felidae
Gene: CLEC4E
Product: C-type lectin domain family 4 member E
Source: RefSeq, a predicted model, not a curated record
AGGAGAGAGAGAGAGAGAGAGAGAGAGAGAGAAUGAAUUCAUCCCAACCAUCUACAUCACAAGGCACAGAGAAAGGACACUUCUCUUCCCAAAGGCUCUUAUGGACUGUUGCUGGGGUCUCCAUUCUACUGCUCAGUGUCUGUUUUAUCACCAGAUGUGUUGUGACGUAUCAUAGCUUUCAACUCUGUGAUGAGAAAAAGUUCCAGCCAUAUGAGGAUUUAACGGACUUCUCCUGCUACAGAGAUGUAUCGGGUUCAGUCAAGAAUUGUUGUCCGUCGAGCUGGAUCCAUUUUCAAUCUAGCUGCUACUUAUUUUCUACUAACACCAUGUCCUGGGCAUCAAGCGUAAAAAACUGCUCAAACAUGGGAGCACAUCUGGUUGUUAUCAACACACAGGAGGAGCAGGAAUUUCUUUUCUACGCGAAACCGAAAAGGAGAGAGUUUUAUAUUGGACUGACAGACCAGGUGACUGAGGGUCAGUGGCAAUGGGUAGAUGGCACACCUUUCACAGAAGCUCUGAGCUUCUGGGACGAAGGGGAGCCCAAUAAUAUAGUUACAGUGGAGGACUGUGCUACCAUACGAGACUCUUCAAAUCCGAGGAAAAAUUGGAAUGACGUGCCCUGUUUCUUCAAUGUGUUUCGGAUUUGUGAAAUGCCUGAAAUAAGUGCUUUGAAUAACAAAAAAAUCUUCUGAGAACAGAAAGCACAACUGAAAUGCAUAAAUACAGAGGCACAAGAGCAUGAACACAACACCAACAUGAGAAAACUGUGCACUGCACUUUAUAAGGACUACCUACGGACUUCAUAAGGACUUGUCGCUUUUGAUAUAAAUAAACUAAGUAGUUUUGGGGCGCCUGGGUGGCUCAGUCGGUUAAGCAUCUGACUUCGGCUCAGGUCAUGAUCUCGAGGUU